AUGGAAAGUACAAUAUGUGAUUAUAGCACUAGCGUUAGUAUUGUGGGGGCAUACGCUAAUAAAACUAGAGCAACAAAUCAAUUGAUUCGUAAUCACAUUGAUGGAGUUAUUGGUCAUGCAUAUGAAUAUAGUCCUGAUGGUUAUUAUACAUGUGAUCUUAAUGAUGAUCAUAAAGUUAGAUCAACUGGAAGAAAAGAUAAAGAAGGGUUGGUUUGGGAAUUGAAGGGUGUUACAUUAGAUACAGAAGUUGAAGUUGUAGAAGAAAAAGAUUACGAGGAUGAGGAUUACGAAUAUUUCAGUGCAUCAAAAAAGAAUUAA
Messenger RNA from Entrophospora sp. SA101, 318 nucleotides. NCBI's taxonomy places the organism in Eukaryota, Fungi, Glomeromycota, Glomeromycetes, Entrophosporales, Entrophosporaceae. The record is from the annotation of a GenBank genome assembly.